Molecule: messenger RNA, 2072 nt
Organism: Electrophorus electricus (electric eel)
Lineage: Eukaryota; Metazoa; Chordata; Actinopteri; Gymnotiformes; Gymnotidae
Product: FYN-binding protein 1
Biological process (GO): T cell receptor signaling pathway; protein localization to plasma membrane; integrin-mediated signaling pathway
Cellular component (GO): plasma membrane
Molecular function (GO): protein binding
Source: RefSeq, a predicted model, not a curated record
CCUGCGUGACCUAACUCAUUCUUCUGGAAACAGUGCCGUAUUCUGAAGUACUCACGCUGAUUCUAUGUCAGUUCAAGAGAUGUUAUGGAACUUUAAUGAAAAUAAAAGUCUACUCUGAUAUCAAUGGGGGAGAAUGUGGACGUCAAGGCCCUCAGGGCCAGGUUUCAUGCCCAGGCAGAGAGGGGUACAUCUGAAAGCUGUGCACCCUCAAGGCCUCAGGCGAGUGGUCCUAUGUCAGAAUCAUCAAUCAAUGGAGUGGUCCGUAACAAGGUUUCACCCAUAGUUCCAAGGUCAUCCCUUCCAGUGAACUCACGUACUGAACCCAAGAGGAUGAGUCAGCCUCCACAAGGAGUAUUUCCCAAACCCCCACCCUCACAUUAUGCUGGAUCCAAAGAAGAACCAAAAGCACCCUUUACAAAUCCUGAGAACAUGGGGAAAGUGAAACUAACUGGGGAUUUUCUCAAGAACCAGAUGCUGAAACAACAUGCUGAGUGGAAGCCAAAAGUGUCUAACAGGCCUAUACUGCCAAGCCAGAGGAGCAUGUCAGAGGUCCCACCCCUGAGAAAACCUCUUCCACCCCCUGGGCCAAGACCCCUGAAGCCCAAGCGACCUCCAUCUGUUCGCCUGGAUCAUUUGCGAAAAAAGGCUCUGGCACCUCUGCCUCAAGGGUGCCCAGAGAAAAAAACACAUGAUGGACCGGUAUGGCCACCAAAUAAACCUAGCAGGCUGUCACAAUCCUUUUCAAAGCUAAAUGUGGAACCUGAUCAGGACACAUACGAUGAUAUUGACUUGCCCCCUCCUCCACCCCCUCCCCCAAAACUAUCCUCCAGAGAAUCAUGGACAGGAAGUUUCUCAUCUCAAGAGAGUGAUCAAGGUGACAUUUAUGAGCAUAUUGAAGAUCAGGAGGUGAUGAUGCCUGUCUCAGAGAAGAAAAAACAGAAGGAGCUCAAGAGAGAGCAAGAACUGAACAAAAAAGAGCAAAAAGAAAAGCUGAAAAGGGAGAAUGAGUACCGAAAAAAAUUUAAACUACAGCUGUCAGGAGAGGUGGAGGUGCUGCACACUGCACGGCUGCGGACCGACUGGCACGGAGGGAAGAAUGACCUCCGUGUGAGGCAAGGCGAGAUUGUGGAGAUCAUCCGCAUUAAAGACACCCCCGAGGGCAAAUGGCUGGCGAGAAACAUGAAUAGGGAAUAUGGUUACAUAAGUAAUGCGUGUGUUGAUGUGGACUACGAGGCAGUCAAACGCAAGCUGCGUGUUGAAACUAUGCCUUCUUCCUACCCUCCUCCUGUCCAAAACGAAGAUGUCUAUGAUGAUAUCAGUUCAGACGCGCUGAACAGCAGUUUCAAUCUGACCAAUGAGGUGUACGAUGAUGUAGACCACAUCAUACCAGAUGAAUUCCCGCUUCCCCCACCUGAGAUAUGCCAUGAUCCCAAAAUGAGCAAGAAACUUGAAAAGGAGGAGAAGGAGUUUAGGAAAAGGUUCAAGUUUGAAGGGCCCAUCAAGGUUCAUUAUUGCAUGAUGGUCGACCCAAAUGCUAACAUUAAGAAGAGUGGUGGAAAGGACCUGUCUGUCGUGCAGGGAGAGAUUCUGGAAGUCAUUGAGCAGACUAACGAGAAGAAAGUGCUCUGUCGCAACGAACAGGGCAAAUAUGGAUAUGUACCCAGAUGUUACCUUCUACAGCCGGAGAAUGAAGUAUAUGACGAUAUUGACAAUAUGAAAGCCUAAGUGGACCACUGAGGUCUUGAUGGCCAAGAGCAGAACUGUGGUGGACAAAGGGGAUGUGAAAGAGGAAGCAGUCAAGACUGAGAUACGCUGUUUCAAAGACACUGUUCAUACCUGAGAACAGAAAAGCCAAAGAACAUAUGGGGCAGAGAAUAACUGAGUUAAUAAAGUUUUGUACAUUGAAGAAAUAAAUGCAUAUUUUUAGUAAUGUAUGACAUAUUUCUUUCUCAUUUUUAUUAUUAACAGCACUUGAAUAUUACUAACUUUUAUCUGCCUAAAAUAAUCUCAAAAAAAGCAGUGGACAUUUAAAAAAAAAAGGACAUGUUUACAAUAAAUGUAUAGUAAUCCCA